AUGGUCGUAUGGAAGGCGCACCUGUCAAUCCAUCUCGUCGCAAAAUCGCGACUUCCUCUUCAGGUAGAAAGAACAGUUGCUAUCUUCCUUCCAGAUCCCAUGUCCUGCCUAGAGAGGAAGGGAGGUGCGUCCUUUCCUUCUGAGGGUCAGGCAGGUAAGAUCCGGUCUCCCUACCUACACAGCACGCACUUGGAGGCGUUUAGUGACGGGAUUCGCUUCACGGCCAACGCUUCUUACUGUGUAGAUCCGAAAACACAGACAAAGACGGAUAUACCUACACAAUACACUCUAUAUCGCACAAGCAGUCUUCGACAUCUCAACCCUAUUGUGAUUGUCGCUUUCGACAUCAACAUUGCCUGGUCAUGUCGGAGAAUUUGGCAUCCCUUCUGGGACGACCCGUAG
Molecule: messenger RNA, 402 nt
Organism: Colletotrichum lupini
Lineage: Eukaryota; Fungi; Ascomycota; Sordariomycetes; Glomerellales; Glomerellaceae
Exons: 3
Coding region: 1-402 (133 amino acids)
Source: RefSeq, a predicted model, not a curated record